AUGAAAUCAGUCAAGGAAUACAUACCGUCCGGCCAAACGGUCAAGAGACGCUUCGCAUCGCUCUCAUCAUGGCAAUUGGAGAAGCAGAAAUCCGCCCUCGCGCCUGACCAUGUGUGGACGAACGAGGAUAUGGAUCCGGUGAAGCCCGAGAAUCAGACGUGGACCAUCUGGACGUGGAUGGCGUAUUGGGCGACGGACACGAUUAAUCUGGGGACGUGGGAGACGGCGAGUGCGAUUUUGGCGGUGGGAUUGAGUUGGAGAGAGGCUAUUCCUGCUAUCGUCGUCGGAACCAGCUGCGUUGCCAUUCCUAUGGUCCUUAACGGUGCGAUUGGAGCGAAACUCCAUAUCCCCUUCUCAGUAGCAAUCCGCGCUUCGUUCGGUUACUACUUUGCGUACUUCGCCAUCGUAUCCCGAGCUAUCCUCGCCAUGUUCUGGCUUGGCAUUCAAAGUGCCAAUGGAGCUAUAUGUAUGACCAUCAUGAUAAGUGCCAUCUGGCCGAGUUAUGGAAACAUCAAAAAUCACAUUGCCGAGUCUCAGGGUAUCACGACGCAGGGCAUGAUUUCUUAUUUCUUGUUCUGGAUUAUUCAGUUACCGCUGCUGUUGAUCCCGCCGACCAAGUUGAGGUAUCUGUUUUUGGUUAAGAUUAUUGCGGCGCCUAUUACUGCAUUGGCGACGAUGGGUUGGAUGGUUCAUAAGGCUGGAGGAUCUGGAGACAUCUUCGCCGUACGAGCAACAGUUUCCGGAAGUCAAAAAGCUUAUCUCUUCCUAAGCUCCAUGUCAUCAGUUACUGGAUCAUGGGCAACACUCGCCUGCAACAUUCCUGAUUUCUCUCGAUACGCACGCAGCUCCAAAGGUCAAUUCAUCCAACUUCCUGUCCUUCCAAUAAUCUUCACUUCCUGUGCCGUCAUCGGUAUUGUCACGACCUCUGCAUCUCAAACAGUUUACGGAGAACCAAUCUGGAAUCCUCUCGAAAUCGUCGAGAAAUGGCUCCACAUGGGCCAUGGAGGACGAGCCGCUGCUUUCUUCGCAGCAACCAGCUGGUAUAUUGCUCAAGUCGGCACGAACAUCACCGCCAACUCCAUCUCCGCAGCAAACGAUCUCUGCGUUUUAUUUCCAAGAUACAUCAACAUCAAACGUGGAUGUAUGAUCGCCGCCGUCAUCGGUGGUUGGGUCAUCGUACCCUGGAAAAUCAUCUCAUCCGCCUCGACUUUCCUGGCUUUCAUGGGAGGAUACUCCGUCUUCCUCGCUCCAAUCGCCGGUAUUCUCGCAUCCGAUUACUGGAUCGUGAGAAAGCAAAACAUGGACGUACCCGCCUUGUACGAUCCAAAUGGACGUUACUCUUAUUUCCGCGGCACCAACUGGCGCGCUGUCGUCGCCAUGCUCAUCGCUGUCUGUCCCAACCUCCCAGGGCUCGCUUAUUCCAUCGGCAUGAACUCAGAUGGCACGGAUUCCGUCAAUAUUUCUGCUGGCGCGAAGAAUCUGUACACAUUCUGCUGGUUAUUUGGGUUUGUGAGUAGUAUCGUGGUGUACACGGCACUUAGCUUGAUAUGGCCAGAUACGGAUAGUUUGGUCGAUGAGACGAUCUAUGGACAUGAUGUUGUGGUUGGGGGAAGUCCUAUUGAUGAGGAAUCUGGCAUGCAUGGAAAGGAUUUUGGGAAUGUUGAUGCGGUGGAUUUGGGGAAGCAUGAGAAGGAUGGGAUGAAGGUUUAG
Glarea lozoyensis ATCC 20868 is the source of this 1710-nucleotide messenger RNA. RefSeq lists its product as uncharacterized. Gene Ontology annotation, cellular component: plasma membrane. The transcript has 3 exons. The record is from RefSeq and is a predicted model, not a curated record. NCBI's taxonomy places the organism in Eukaryota, Fungi, Ascomycota, Leotiomycetes, Helotiales, Helotiaceae. Gene Ontology annotation, biological process: nucleobase transport; transmembrane transport. Gene Ontology annotation, molecular function: nucleobase transmembrane transporter activity. The coding region runs from base 1 to 1710 and encodes 569 amino acids.